AAAACUUAAACUCACUACUAUUUCUUGAGCCUUACAACUCCACAAACCAAUGGCUCCAAGAACUUCCCUUGCACUCUUCCUUUCUCUUAACCUUCUCUUUGUCACUUACACCUCUGCGGCUUGUCCUAAAGAUUCCCUACAGCUUGGUGUUUGUGCCAAUGUUCUCAAGCUAGUGGACCUAACAUUGGGAAACCCACCUGUAAAGCCAUGCUGCUCUCUCAUCCAAGGUUUGGUUGACCUUGAGGCUGCAGCCUGCCUAUGCACUUUGCUCAAGGUUAACAUUCUUGGAAUCAACGUUAACCUUCCCAUCGAUCUCAGCGUACUCCUCAAUAUUUGCGGUAGAAAAGCCCCAACGAACUUCCAGUGCGCGUAAGUUGAAUACUUAUAACAUACAGUUUAUGAAUCUGGAACCUAUUGUCUUAUCUUCUUGUUUUAUUUUAAGGUUUUUUUUUUUGUAUUUUACUUGGAUUAUUGUUUAUAAGGAACCUACGUUCUCAUGCAAUAAUGGAUUAUGUGUAAUCGGCAACUUUGUACUCUUAUUUUAUUUUCGCCAGCAAGUAUGUACUCCUUUGCUUUAUUGUUCCUCCAUCUUUUUGUAACUGUGCCGUUAAAAUUUGAUAAAUAAUUCACUUA
Molecule: messenger RNA, 633 nt
Organism: Camelina sativa (false flax)
Lineage: Eukaryota; Viridiplantae; Streptophyta; Magnoliopsida; Brassicales; Brassicaceae
Source: RefSeq, a predicted model, not a curated record